Molecule: messenger RNA, 2321 nt
Organism: Chenopodium quinoa (quinoa)
Lineage: Eukaryota; Viridiplantae; Streptophyta; Magnoliopsida; Caryophyllales; Amaranthaceae
Exons: 2
Coding region: 214-2013 (599 amino acids)
Molecular function (GO): protein dimerization activity
Source: RefSeq, a predicted model, not a curated record
GUUAAAAAUGGUUCAUACACUAGAGUGAAAGCUCAUUUGCUAGGUGAACAAGGGAAAGGGAUUCAAACUUGUAAUAAAGUGAAAAUUGAUGACCUUGCUAAACUAAGAUCGCUUCAUCGUGAAUCCGAGGAUUAUAAAAAAUCUUUGUUACCAAAAGUUCCACCUUUUUCAAAUGAACCCAUAUCUUCUCACACAUCAACUGAAGCUACAUCAAUGAGACUAGGUUCAUUUGAUAAUGUAAAGAAGAGGAAAUCAAAAAAUACAAUUUCUGAUGCUUUUAAUGUGAAAUCUCGUGACCACUUGGAUUCUGAAAUUGCUAGAAUGUUUUACACAGGGGGGUUGCCUUUUAAUCUUGCUAGAAACCCUUACUAUGUUAGUUCAUAUACAAUGGCUGCCAAUUCUAAUCUCUCUGGUUAUAAGCCUCCCGGAUACAACAAACUUAGAACAACUUUGCUUUGUAAAGAGACAGAAAAUGUGGAUAGGUUAUUACAACCUAUGAAAGCCACAUGGAAAACAAAAGGUGUUAGCAUUGUUAGUGAUGGGUGGAGUGAUCCACAAAGAAGGCCUUUGAUUAACAUUAUGAUUGCUUCUGAAACGGGUCCUAUGUUUAUGAAAGCUAUUGAUUGCUCGGGUGAGAUUAAGGACAAAGAUUUCAUUGCUACCUUACUAAGUGAGGUGAUUGAUGAAAUUGGAGAUCAAAAUGUUGUUCAAAUAAUCACAGAUAAUGCAAGUAAUUGUAAGGCUGCAGGGGAAUUGGUUGAGGGUAGGUAUCCUCAUAUAUAUUGGACACCAUGUGUUGUUCAUACACUUAAUCUUGCAAUGAAAAGCAUCUGUGCAGCUAAGAAUGUGUUGAAUAAUGUUGAAGUAUAUGAUGAAUGUCAUUGGAUAACGGAAGUUCAUGCAGAUGCCUUGUUCAUUAAAAAUUACAUAAUGAAUCAUUCGAUGAGGCUUUCAAUGUUCAAUAAGUUUUCGCCAUUAAAACUACUUUGCAUUGCCGACACUCGUUUUGCUUCAAUUGUGUGCAUGCUUAAAAGGUUGAAACUCCUUAAAACAUCACUUCAAUCAAUGGUUAUUAGUGAGAAUUGGUCCUUAUACAAGGAUGAUCGACGCGGGCAAGCCUCACAUGUAAGGGAAAAGAUUUUGGAUGAAAUAUGGUGGGAAAAAGUUGAUUACAUUCUUGAUUUUACACGCCCAAUCUAUGAGAUGAUUAGGGUUUGUGACACCGACAAAUCUUCCUUGCAUUUGGUUUAUGAAAGAUGGGACAUUAUGGUUCAAAAGGUGAAAGAUGCCAUCUACAAGAAAGAGGGUAAACUAGAUUAUGAACAAUCUACCUUCUUUAAUGUAGUUAAAGGGAUUCUUAGUAGUCGUUGGAGUAAGGGUAGUACUCCACUUCAUUCAUUAGCACAUUCUUUGAAUCCAAGAUUUUACACGGAAGAAUGGCUUAAUGAGGUCCCGGGACGAGUUGCUCCAAAUGCCGACAAUGAAAUUUCCACACAAAGAUUACAAUGCUUUCGAAGGCUUUUCCAAAGUCCCGAUGAAAGAUUCAAGAUCAACACGGAAUUUGCAAUAUUCUCACAAAAAUCAGAGGGGAUCUUUCUCAACAUUGAUUGCAUGCAUGAUAUGGCUUUGAUGGAUGCUAAAAAUUGGUGGGCAACUUAUGGUUCCCAAGUGCCUAUGCUUCAAGGUUUGGCUUAUAAGCUAUUAGGUCAACCUUCUUCCUCUUCUUGUAGUGAAAGGAAUUGGAGCACCUAUAAGUUUAUUCAUUCUUGCACUAGAAAUAAGCUUACUCCUAAACGUGCUCAAGACUUGGUAUACAUUCAUAACAACCUUCGAUUACUUUCUAGGAGAAGUGAAGAAUACACUAAGGGGAGAUCUAAGUUGUGGGAUGUGGGUGGAGAUGAGCAUGACAACCUAGGAGAGGUUGGUAUUCUAGAGAUGGCCGAGCUCUCACUUGAUGAACCCGAGAUGGAGAAUAUGAUUUUUGAUGAUGUACUUGGUGAUGGUGAAGAAUGAAACUAUUAGUACUUUUGUUUAUUUUAUUUAUGAUUUGUAAAACUAUUAUUAAGACAUGUAUUUGGUUUGAUGGUUUCUUGAUAUGUAUGAGACUACGUUCGUACACUUUGUUUAUUUACUUGUUUUAACAAAAUUGUGUGUUUUGAGGCUAAUUAUUUAGUGUUUUAUUGAAUAGGUUGUCAAAUUCUCGUUUUUUUGAUAUAUUAUAUGCCUUGUUAUAUGCCGUACCCGUGUCCCCUAUUUCAGGAUUGCCGUUUUCCCGUGUCCGUAUCGUGUCCGUGUCCGUGUCCGUGUCGGUAUCCGUGCAA